GUUUUCGCGGCUCGCUAGAGGGCGUGUGGUCCACUGGAGGACUCCCUACAUUCUUCCUCCAUUACCUCACUGCCUCCGGUUGCUGCUGGGAUACUGGAGGACUCGGGUCCCGGCUAGACUCAGUCCUCCAGCAGCCCGGGGAAUACCUCUAGCAGUUCUUCCCUGCCGCCACCGCCGCCCCGCCGCUUCCUCCUCCGCUCGCGGCCGGCCUUCUUCGCCCCGCCCCGUCCGCGCCGCGCGUCCGGCCCGCCCGCGGGCCCGCUUCUCUCGGGAGCCUCCACCUAGGCGCAUGGCUCCAUGAAGCAGGAGAAGAAGGCAGAGCGCGAGAGGUCCCGUCCACCCCAGCUGCGUCUGGGCCAGGAGAAAAGGUACAGGAAGAAGGAAUGGAAUCGGAAGGAAGAAAGUUCAUUUCCGAGACAAAAUAAUUCCUCUCCUCGGUUAUAGCUGUUCCCCUGGCAAUACAAACUAUCUGCUUUCAGUCAGGGUUCUGCAGCAUUCCAGACCUCGAGCACUGAAUCAGGAUGGGAAAAAGACGUUGUGUUCCUCCACUUGAGCCCAAGUUGGCAGCAGGCUGUUGUGGGGUUAAGAAGCCCAAGUUAUCUGGAAGUGGAACGCAUAGUCACGGGAACCAGUCCACAACUGUCCCCGGCUCUAGUUCAGGACCUCUUCAAAACCACCAGCAUGUGGAUAGCAGCAGUGGUCGGGAGAAUGUGUCGGACUUAACUCUGGGACCUGGAAAUUCUCCCAUUACACGAAUGAAUCCCGCAUCGGGAGCGCUGAGCCCUCUUCCCCGGCCCAAUGGAACUGCCAACACCACCAAGAAUCUGGUGGUGACUGCAGAGAUGUGCUGCUACUGCUUUGACGUCCUCUACUGUCACCUCUAUGGCUUCCCACAGCCACGACUUCCUAGAUUCACCAAUGACCCCUAUCCGCUUUUUGUGACAUGGAAGACAGGGCGGGACAAGCGGCUUCGUGGCUGCAUUGGGACCUUCUCAGCCAUGAAUCUUCAUUCAGGACUCAGGGAAUACACGUUAACCAGUGCACUUAAGGACAGCCGAUUUCCCCCCUUGACCCGAGAGGAGCUGCCUAAACUUUUCUGCUCUGUCUCCCUCCUUACUAACUUUGAGGAUGCCAGUGAUUACCUGGACUGGGAGGUAGGGGUCCAUGGGAUUCGAAUUGAAUUCAUCAAUGAAAAAGGCGUCAAACGUACAGCCACAUACUUACCUGAGGUUGCUAAGGAACAAGACUGGGAUCAGAUCCAGACAAUAGACUCCUUGCUCAGGAAAGGUGGCUUUAAGGCUCCAAUUACCAGUGAAUUCAGAAAAACGAUCAAACUUACCAGGUACCGAAGUGAGAAGGUGACAAUCAGUUAUGCAGAGUAUAUUGCUUCUCGACAGCACUGUUUCCAGAAUGGCACUCUUCAUGCCCCGCCCCUCUACAAUCAUUACUCCUGACACACGGCUGCAUGACCAGUCCCACCCCCCUGUGGCCACCAAUGGCUAUGACAUCAUUGGAGCAGAUGCCUCCUCUUCCUGGUCCAGUUACUUCUAUUACUGCACCAUUUUAUGAUGCUAGCUUCCGUUGCCAAGUCUGCCUCCAGCUGACUGAGGGGGGGUGGGGUUAUACUGAAUGAAACAGAACUUGAGGGGCCCAAGCCUUAUCUCAGCCUUUCCUCAAUAUGGGGUUCCGUUGGAUUGGGGCUCCUCCAUGACUAGUGAGAAUUACCGUGUGGGUUCAGAAGACCCUUGGCAUGCAGGUGCCACUGCUGAUUUGCUGCCUCUGUGUUGGCCACACAGUGGAAGCCGGAAUUGGUGGUUCACGAAGGCUUACCCCACAUACACCCCUAUAGCCUCCCCAGAUCAAGUAGGUGUAUUCCCCUGGCAGUCUGGGCAACGGAGACCAACAAGAAACAUUUUUAGGUUGUUUUAAAUUCCUUUUUUAAACUUCCAGUUUAUUGCGUACCAAGAGUUGAUUACAACCUCCAUGCUUCAUAAGUGGACGCCAUGUUAGGGUUGAACGUGGGCACCAUGAGUCCUCUGAGGCUCCUGGACAGAGACCCACAUCAAGAUCGGAAGCCCUUUGGAUGGCGUGGCAGAUCUCAUUGCUCAAUUAGCCUCGAAGGUUUUAAUUCUCAUCCCACUCUCAGCUGGAUUUUCUGGCACUCUUCCUGCAUUGAGUCUCCUGGUAUUGAACAGAGCUCUGUGGUGUAGCCUGCUGAGGACUGGACUGGGAUGCCCUUGGGAGGUCCUGAAAUCAUCGCUGCAUGCAGUGAGAAAGGAGAGACCUCUUCCUUACCACCCGGCUACCUCACUCCUCUACUGGUAGCAGUGCCUAUAGCUGGAUCUAGGUUCUCAGAAGGCAUAGGUUUUCCAACAAGCACCUGUGUUGGGCUUUAGAAGGACACAUUGUCAUAGGAGAGAAUCCAGGGUCUCCAAGCUGUUUUUCUUUUCAGGCAAACAUCCUGAGGGACCUUUAAGCAGAGGAGUUCCUUUGUCUAGUUUGCCUGGAGAAGUGGGAAGACUGUUGCUGUUUCAGUCCUUUCCAGGACUUUAGAACAAAGCAAUGUAAUUAAACAAAAUGAAUCUUUAUCUUGCCUAACAUGCUGGGAAUCUUCACCCCACCGUGGCAAAGUUCCAAAUAGCUCAUUUUAUUCUAGGUCAUUCAGACUUUCAUGUGGCAUAUUUCCCCUCCCCAUUGUUGCUGAUUCCAAAUAGCUGUCAGCAGGUUUCUCCUCCCUCUUGCCUAUUCCUCCCUCAUUUGGUGGCAGAGUUCAUAGAAGCUGGGGACUUGGAAAAUGCUUUGGAAACGUCACAGAGGCACUGCUGAAAAGAUUCACAGGAAGAGGUGGCCAAUUGGAAGAAAGGACCUGGAGGGUGAUACAGUGGUUUUCAAGAACAUGCUUAGAGAACUCUUGAAGUGGAUUGGGUGUCAAUCCGGUGAACACCAUUGUUUUGAUUUAAUUUAUUUUUUAAAGUUUAUGUGGUGAUGGUGUGGCUUUCCAAAAUGGGCAAAUAUCCAAAUCAAAAGAAAUUUUGAGUUUUCUUCUGCCAGAAAUGGGGGAGGGGAAGCAGGGACAUAAUCCAAGAAACGACACACUUGCCAUUCUAGGUAUUGCUGUCUCAUUUCUUGGGAAGAAAUGGAUGAGGGUGAGCAGAUUUGCUUGGUACCAUCCUCUGCUGUUCAUGAGGAUAUGGAAUGUGCAAGGGAAGUGGGCUGACUUCAGGAUGCCCAGGUCAGGCAGCACCACCCUAUCUUAACUGUUGUGCUGCGUUCUUGGCAUCCUGCCACUUUUCCCUUGCAAGGUUAAUGAAAAAAAGCUUUUGAAGAUUAAGGGAUUGUUUUGUGAUUUCCUGCUGCUGAGAAUAAUAAAUGUCUUGUUCACAAA
Mustela erminea (ermine) is the source of this 3385-nucleotide messenger RNA. It is a transcript of the gene AMMECR1L, whose product is annotated as AMMECR1 like. Bases 522 to 1454 code for a protein of 310 amino acids. NCBI's taxonomy places the organism in Eukaryota, Metazoa, Chordata, Mammalia, Carnivora, Mustelidae. The transcript is spliced from 8 exons. The record is from RefSeq and is a predicted model, not a curated record.